Messenger RNA from Dunckerocampus dactyliophorus (ringed pipefish), 1276 nucleotides. RefSeq names its product cofilin 1 (non-muscle), like (gene cfl1l). Bases 229 to 711 code for a protein of 160 amino acids. Gene Ontology annotation, molecular function: actin filament binding. Gene Ontology annotation, biological process: actin filament severing; actin filament fragmentation; cell motility. The transcript is spliced from 5 exons. The record is from RefSeq and is a predicted model, not a curated record. Gene Ontology annotation, cellular component: actin cytoskeleton; cytoplasm; actin cortical patch. Lineage: Eukaryota; Metazoa; Chordata; Actinopteri; Syngnathiformes; Syngnathidae.
AUCAGUUUUAGUUUUUUAACUCCACACAGGCGGAAACGAUCAUAUUUUUUCCUACUUACGCUGGAGUCAGUGUGGCUUAUAACAGUAUAGUCGCAUAGUAAUCACAUACUUAAUUAAAGCCGACACGUAUCAUCUGGGUGGUGGCUCACUUGCGCACACAAACGGUUUGACUGCUGCCAUCUUCUCUCUGCCGUCUGCUGUCUUCACACAGACACAACUCAAGCAAAAAUGGCAUCUGGAGUAAAAGUUGAUGAUGUGGUGAAAGAACUCUACGAAACAAUGAAACUUGAAAAAAAUGAAAAGGAGCGUAUACGCCUGAUGGUGUUCGGAAUUUGUGAUGACCUCAUUAAGGUUAAGCAGAUUUUCAGGCAAAAGGAUCUGAACGAGAUGAAGGUGGAUGCCUUCAAGUUGUAUAAGGACCAAAUGAUGACAGGCUGCUGCUGCUACUUGCUCUAUGACUGCCACUUUGAGAAGGCCGAACAAGGAGGACAAGAGGAUCUCAUCUUUACCAUGUGGGCCCAUGACGACGCACCACUCAAGAUGAAAAUGGUAUAUGCCAGCUCAAAAAACACCCUCAAAGAUAUCUUCAAAGGUAUCAAGCAUGCCUACGAGUUUCAUGACUGUGCAGACUGUUCAUGUGAAGCGGAUCUGGCAGAGAAACUUGGAAAAACUGUAAUGUCAGUUGAGGGCCACAGCUGCAAACAUACUUAAACAGUUUAAAGUAUGCAUGUUUUUCCCCCAAUGUUUGUUUUUUUUUUUGUUUUAUUUUGUAAAUGUUUAAACAGAUCUUACAGAUUGGGGUUUGAGCUUUUGGGUGGGGUUACAUUUCUCAUGUUUGUACCCUACUUGUUGGUCUGAGUCACUUUGUCAUUCACUUUUUUUUUUUUUUUUUUCAGUUCAAAAUAUCCCCCCCCCCCGAACUGAUUAUGUACUUAAAGUGGUCAUCCACUUCUGUCCUGCAAUAGAUUAGAUCAACUACGACACACUCGCUGCAUGCAACAUCUGCUUACUCAGUCAACUCAUUCAAGCUUUGAGAGUUCUUGACUGUAGCGCUUUGGUAAAAUACCUGUGGUAAAUGUCAAUGUAUUGCCAAAAAAAUAAACUAGUAUCAAACAUUUGAGCUUUUGUGGCAGGUUUUAUAAACCUAAAAUGUGCUGCACUUAAAUAGUGGACAUUUUUUCCCUUAUCUUUUACUCAGUUUUGUCAGAAGGGUAUUAACUGAACAACAUGUUGUGAUGGUUGAACUGCAUUUAUUAAAGCGGACCAAUUGUACUAA